AAUGAGGAGAGGUGAAGAGAAAGAUGAAAUUUGGGAAAGACUUCUUCAGGAAACACUUCACGAUAGCCGAAACUAUGAGGAAACGGCUGAUUUACUGUUGACAACUGUCAAAGCACCUCUUGCUGAAAUUUCACACUAUAAGCAACGUCAAACUACAAAACUGCAAACAUUUCAACGAAAUUUAAAUUCUUUGUGCAGUAGUUGUACAGAAAAAUUGACCCAAGCCAAACUCAAAUACAGUAAAGCCUUUGAAAAUUACGAAACUGGAGCCAAAGAUAGUAAAAAUCAACUGAAUGAAGCGCACAAUAAUUUUAUACUGCAAUUGUCCGCCUGCAGAACAACAAGAUUAAACUGCAAAAAUUCUGUUAUUACAAACGUUGGUCGGGAGUUGAGUGAAAUAAGUUCUGAUUUAAAUUCCGCCUCGGUUGCCGCUUUUGACAAUUAUGUCAGAUUAAUGCAAUCUAAAUUUGUGGAGAUGAACUCGAGAUAUACGAACUUGAUGAAAAUCUUCAAAAAUUUCACGAUAGGGAGCCUGCAACAAGUUGAUUUACAUAAAAUUGACGACGAGUUACCCGACUUUGAAGAGGAGAGUCCCAUUUUGGAUACGAAUCGAAUUAUAUUCGAUAGGUUUUCUGAUGCUGAACUCAGGGAGAAGAAGGCUGUAUUAGAAAAAGAGGCUUUCGAGUUAUCUUCCUACUGUAAACUCAAUCAGGAAGUCAUUUCUACGUUGAUGACCAUUUGCCAAAGGUGA
Messenger RNA from Dimorphilus gyrociliatus, 751 nucleotides. Lineage: Eukaryota; Metazoa; Annelida; Polychaeta; Dinophilidae. The record is from the annotation of a GenBank genome assembly.